Molecule: messenger RNA, 941 nt
Organism: Manihot esculenta (cassava)
Lineage: Eukaryota; Viridiplantae; Streptophyta; Magnoliopsida; Malpighiales; Euphorbiaceae
Exons: 2
Coding region: 406-660 (84 amino acids)
Source: RefSeq, a predicted model, not a curated record
ACCUCCUAUCAGUUUUCUCCACGUGGUCCUCCACAUCUUCUUCGCCGGAACACGUCACUACCAGAGCGACCUGAGCAUCGGAUCCGGACACGGUUCAACUGACACGUGGCUACAUUGGAUGAUGCAAUGACGCCUGCGAGAUACGUACAUCAAGCGAAAAAUUCAGUCACUUGAGUUUCGAGAGGAGGGAAGAGAAGGAGAGAGGCGUAGGCAAGCUCGUCACUUUAUUUAUAUAUUCGAUUUUCCAUAUUCGAAUUCGAAGUUUCUUUGUCUUAGGAAGAUCGAUACUCACACACUCAAAUGAAAGAUUUAUAGAUUGUUUGGGUUUAUUGGUGCAGUAAUAUCCCUUUGAUUUCUCCCUUCUUUUCUCCUUUUGCCGGAGAGAGAACCACCCUGUAGUGGAAGAUGGAGCGGUGGGACAAGGUUGCGCAUCCUGUGCGGAGAGUUUUCAAAGGCGUCGCUUUGCGAAUUGGGAUUCGCAAACGAGGGCUAUUGAAACUACAUCAUGAUGUAAGGGCUUGUGAAUAUGAGGAUGUUCGUGUUAUGUGGGAGAUGCUAAGAAGAAAUGAAACUGAAAAUGCUAAACUUUCAGGCAAGAACAAGAAGAGAUGCUUUUGGGAUUGCUUUAGCUGGACUCCAUAUUUUUGCCACAGCUGUUGAUCAUUUAAAUUGUGAGAUUUCUCAGAAACUAGUUAGCGGAUGCAUUUGAAAUGAGUGAGAUAUGAAUGUGGGUUGAUAAAAGAAAGGGGAGCCUCCAUAUCAUGUGUGAUAGUCUUGUUUACUUUUCUGUCGACCAUUUGUAUAUAUCAUCUGCCUCCCCAUUUUGAUGGAUAUGAUCCAUCCUUGUCACUUUAUCUCCAAUAGAAAAACUAAAGAUUUUGUGGCAUAUGUGAUUUAUGCAUUUUGCAGUAGUGCAUUGAUGCUAUUUCAUGUGUUCUAAA